AUGCUGUGACUAUUUAUGCUUGUAUUGAUUGGGGGAAUAGCUCCCAGCCCCACUACAGCUGUUCCUUACAUGUCAGUGAAGUGCAUUGAUGUAAGAAAAAACCACCACAAAACCAAGUGGCUGAUGCCCUGGGGAUCCAACCACUGCGAGAAGCUCAAAGACUUCGACGAGGCGGUGAGCAGGCAGAUCGAAGCCAACGAUAUCGUGUUUGCCGUGCACAUUCCCCUCCCCAGCAAGGAGAUGAGCCCCUGGUUCCAGUUCAUGCUUUUCAUCAUGCAGCUGGACAUCGCGUUCAAGAUGGACAACGACCUAAAAGAAAACGCAGAAAUUACCCUGGAUGUGUCAUUAGCGUAUCGCGAUGACAUGUUUGAUGAUUGGGAAGAAAUAGCACAUGCAAUAGAGAUCAGGAAGCUGAAAUGCACCUUUGGCUCACCAAAAACCCUGGAGUCUGAAGGCCGUCACUACGACUGUGAUUUCCUUCCCUUCAUGGAGAUCGGCAGCGUGGCUCACAAGUACUACCUCAUCAACAUCCGUCUCCCCGUGAACGAGAGGAAGGGCAUUAACGUGGGCAUUGGGGAAAUCAAGGAUAUCCGCCUUGUGGGCAUCCAUCAAAAUGGAGGCUUUACAAAAGUGUGGUUUGCCAUGAAGACUUUCCUCACCCCCAGCAUUUUAAUUAUCAUGGUCUGGUACUGGAGACGGAUCACGCUGAUGACACGCGCUCCUGUCCUGCUGGAAAAGGUCAUCUUUGCUCUGGGAAUUUCCAUGACGUUCAUUAACAUUCCCGUGGAGUGGUUUUCCAUCGGAUUCGACUGGACUUGGAUGUUGCUCUUUGGAGACAUUCGACAAGGCAUUUUCUAUGCCAUGCUCCUGUCGUUUUGGAUCAUCUUCUGUGGGGAGCACAUGAUGGACCAGAACGAGCGGAAUCGUCUCGCGGGGUACUGGAAGCAGGUUGGACCUAUAGCUGUUGGCUCCUUCUGCCUCUUCAUCUUUGACAUGUGCGAGAGGGGAGUGCAGCUGAAGAACCCCUUCUACAGCAUCUGGACCACCGAAGUUGGCACGGAGCUGGCGAUGGCCUUUAUUAUAGUCGCAGGAAUCUGCUUGUGUCUCUAUUUUCUCUUCCUGUGUUUUAUGGUCUUCCAAGUGUUCAGAAACAUCAGUGGAAAGCAGUCAAGCCUCCCAGCCAUGAGCAAGGCUCGCCGCCUUCAUUACGAGGGGCUGAUUUUUAGGUUCAAGUUCCUGAUGCUCAUUACCCUGGCUUGUGCAGCGAUGACGGUCAUCUUCUUCAUCGUGAGCCAGGUGACCGAAGGCCACUGGAAGUGGGGGGACAUAACGAUACAAGUGAACAGCGCCUUCUUCACUGGCAUCUACGGGAUGUGGAACCUCUACGUCUUCGCCCUGAUGUUCCUGUAUGCGCCAUCGCACAAGAAUUAUGGUGAAGACCAGUCGAAUGGUGACCUGGGAGUAAACAGUGGGGAAGAGCUUCAGCUCACCACCACCAUCACCCACGUGGAUGGGCCGACGGAGGUUUAUAAGCUGGCUCGCAAGGAGGCUCAGCAGUAACACUGAGAU
Molecule: messenger RNA, 1569 nt
Organism: Fulmarus glacialis (Northern fulmar)
Lineage: Eukaryota; Metazoa; Chordata; Aves; Procellariiformes; Procellariidae
Gene: WLS
Product: wntless Wnt ligand secretion mediator
Exons: 12
Biological process (GO): intracellular protein transport; Wnt protein secretion; Wnt signaling pathway
Cellular component (GO): organelle membrane; endomembrane system
Molecular function (GO): Wnt-protein binding
Source: RefSeq, a predicted model, not a curated record